UCAGAUAUAGCUCCAUACACAAAACAACAAUCGACUACUUCUACAGGAUCUGUAGAUCAAGAGCAAAAGUUCCAUCAACUUAAACAUGGCCGCCUCCAACUUCUUUCUUCUCACAGCUUUCAUUGCUUUGGUCGCUACUCAGGCCAUGGCUUCUGAUCCUAGUCCUCUUCAGGACUUUUGUGUUGCCGACAACUUCCGAUCUGACCAUUGUAUGUUCUUCAAUGCAGUACGUGUCAAUGGGUUACCCUGCAAGGAUGCAAAGGAUGUGAGUGUUGAUGACUUCUUCCUAGCAGCUAACCUUGACAAGCCGAUGGACACAACCAAGAGCAAGGCUGGAUCCAAUGUUACAUUGAUCAACGUGAUGAAACUCGCAGGUCUCAACACCCUUAGCAUCUCCAUGGCAAGGAUCGACUAUGCUCCCAAAGGACAAAACCCACCACACACGCACCCUCGUGCUACUGAGAUCCUAACCGUUCUUGAGGGCUCACUCUAUGUUGGUUUUGUUACAUCUAACCAAGCAAACAGAGAAAACAAGCUCUUCACCAAAACACUUAACAAGGGUGAUGUCUUCGUGUUCCCACAGGGUCUUAUUCACUUUCAGUUUAAUCCAAGCUAUGAUAAGCCUGCAGUUGCCAUUGCUGCACUUAGCAGCCAAAAUCCUGGGGCAAUUACCAUUGCUAAUGCAGUAUUUGGAUCACAUCCACCAAUUUCAGAUGAUGUUCUUGCUAAGGCAUUUCAAGUGGACAAAAAAGCCAUGGAUUGGCUCCAAGCUCAGUUCUGGGAGAACAACCAUAACUAAAUUAUUGAUGCUUGAUAAGGUUCAGAAUUAGUGAUUGGUAUAAAAAGGAUUUGUUGAUUAUUAUAUUAGCCAAAGGCUAUAUACUUCAUGUAAUCCUAAACUCGAUAUUUAUACAAUUCUUUUUACGAAUAAUGUAUAACAGUACGCACAUAUAUAUGUUACAUUAUGUAUGGUCUGGGGUAUUAAUUUAAUAUAGUUGAUUUCUUGGGUAUUUUUUAACACUCA
Molecule: messenger RNA, 1024 nt
Organism: Oryza sativa Japonica Group (Japanese rice)
Lineage: Eukaryota; Viridiplantae; Streptophyta; Magnoliopsida; Poales; Poaceae
Product: putative germin-like protein 12-4
Cellular component (GO): cell wall
Molecular function (GO): manganese ion binding
Source: RefSeq, a predicted model, not a curated record